Molecule: messenger RNA, 13785 nt
Organism: Oncorhynchus kisutch (coho salmon)
Lineage: Eukaryota; Metazoa; Chordata; Actinopteri; Salmoniformes; Salmonidae
Product: dynein heavy chain 6, axonemal
Exons: 79
Coding region: 1-13002 (4333 amino acids)
Biological process (GO): microtubule-based movement
Cellular component (GO): dynein complex
Molecular function (GO): ATP binding; dynein light intermediate chain binding; minus-end-directed microtubule motor activity
Source: RefSeq, a predicted model, not a curated record
AUGAUCCCCGACACAUGGAACUAUAAAGGACAAAGAGUGAAAGACGUCCACUUUGAUGCAAAAGAGCCUGACAAUGACUGUGUUGUGAGCCACAUAAUCAGAUUGAGAGGAAAACUGGGCUGGUCCACUGAGAUUCCUGACAGGAGAAUAGCAAAAGCAUGCACACAGAACAUACAGGAAAUCCCUGAGGGGACUAAAAAGGAUCCUGGAGAGUAUGUGUACUGUCUGAUGAGGAACAGAGGUGACCUCAAAAUCCAGCCCAACCCCUAUGAUCUUCAGGUGGUUUCUGUCCAGACAGCUAAACAGAGCUGUCAGUACUGGACCGUCAGCGCUUCAUGCAUAUUCAAGGCAGCAGAGGUCCACGGUGCAGAGAGACUGUUCCUCCCUCUGUCCUCUCAGUCGACCAACAGGCCGCUGUAUGCUGAGGUGGCUGAGUGGCGGAUCCUCUUGUGUCGCUUCAGCCACUUCCUCAACCUGAUAGACAGAAUGUUUGAAGAGAUGCUCUGUGUCUUGGUCAGAUCUGCAGUUCAACUCCUUCUGUUGUUCCUCCGAGAGUCCUCUAACACUAAUGGAGUGAAAGAGAGAAGACAAAAGACAAUAAAGAUGGCAAGGAUGGAUGCAAGUGGACCUUACAUGAAUAUUAUCAAAGAGCCAACUGGUCGUAAUGCGGCGCAUAAACUUUCUUCACACAGCCAAGGCCGACCACAGCUUGUUAACAAGAUGCUACCAGAUUUGAAAAGGGAAGAGCCUAAAGAAGAGAUCCAGGCUGUAUUUGAAGUGAACGUCCUGCUUACAGUCACACCUGUGAACCAGCCAAUGACAGAUGAUGUCUCAGCCAAAGGGACAGCCACAACAGAGCUCCACUCUGAAGUCGACACAAAAGAUACAGAGAAGGAUAAAGAGGUUUCCCGUGAGGAGACUCCAUGGCGUUCGCCCAGCAAACGAGUGAAGCUAACCAUCUAUCCCUGCCUUGAUGACUUCACACUGCACAUUCAACAGGUGCUACAAGGAUUUGAACAAGUCAUUGCCAAACAGACAUCCUUCAACCAAGACCCUAAUCUCCUGGACUUGCACUCGCCCCCUGUGUUUGACCUGAAACUGUCUGUUGACGAGGAGCUGGAGAAGGAAAGAGACCAACAUCUCCGACCAUGGCCUGAGCUGGAGCUGUUACUGGGGACAGAUCCCGCUUUCCAGUCUGAUGUACGUAACUAUGCAGCACUCACAGUGACACGUAUACGCAUCUCACACCUGUCGGACAUCCUCAGUACCGUCCAGCGAGGGAUGCAGGGAGUGGAGAAGCACUGUCAGAGGCUAGAGAAGUUCUGUGAUAUGGUGGAGACAGCCAUGUUGACUGACAUGGAUGGGUUCUUGGCCGGGGAGAAAUGGUCUCCCCAGGAUAUCAAGGCCAUCUUGGCGGUGCACACAGAGAGCAUCAGGCUGAUGAAAAGGAUAGAGACUGAGACCCGUGUCAACAUGAUCCUGGUCAGGUGUCACCAGUACCAGUCAAACUGCCUGCCCUACCCAGAGGCUCUCAUCUUUACCAUUCACUCCAUGCUCCCCUCCAUUGUAAAGAAGAAGAAUCUGGAACUGAUGGAGGUGAUCAGAGGAGCUCUUAAAAAGCUGGAUAAAGACAUUUUUACAGUGGAAGAGUUUGUUGAGCAUCUGACCUUCCUGAGUCGGAUAUCUGUGCAGAUUCCAACUCUGGAAAGACAGUAUCAGUUCCUCAUCCAGCUCUAUAGUAUGGCUAAAGAGUACCAGAUCACUAUCUCUCCUGAGGAGCUGGCUUUGUACCAGCACCUCGUCCCCAGCUUCCAGCAUCUCAAAUCCACUGUCAUGAUCUGUGAAACCAAGAGGGAUGACAACAUCUUCAAGUUCAGCGUUGAUCUGGGCAAACACUUAAAUCAACUCAGAUAUGAGCUUGUUCUGGUUAAAAUGAAGGUGAACAAUCCCAUCCUGCUUUGCUCCUAUACGUCUCCCAAAGUGGCCAAUGAGAUCCUCCAGGCCCUCUCGGAGGAGGUGGCCAUCUACUCCAAUAAGGCAUACAGCUACACUAGCUACGGAGAGCUCCUGAGAAACUCUUUUUCUAUGAAGAAGAUCUCCACUGUGGUCCGCAUGAAGCAGGGCCGUGGUUCUAACGCUGCCGAAGUGGAGGCAGAGCUGUCUGAGGUGGACUAUGCCCUGACGCUGAGGAAGAUGCUCUGGGGGAUGCAGAAGGAAUGGGAUAAACACUACAGCCGUUGGAGAACCACCACCUUCGAGCUGCUCAAUGUGGACGAUCUGCAAAAUGAUGUCAGCCGCUUUACACAGACCAUCUACAUGUUAGAGAAAGGUUUACCUGAAAACAACAUAGUUCCCAUUCUGAAGCAGAAGGUGAUGGACUUCAAGCUUUGUCUGCCCAUCGUCCUGGCUCUCAGGAACCCUUAUCUCCGUCAGAGACACUGGGAAGACAUCCAGAGCUAUAUCGGACAAUUCUUCACCAAAGAGGAUAACUUCACCCUUGGAAACCUAUUAGACAUAAAGAUUCUUCAGCAAAGUGGUUCGAUAGGGGACAUCUCCACUACUGCCACCAAUGAGGCCACUUUAGAGAGCAUCCUGUACAAAGUGAUCGACCUGUGGAGGAACACAGACUUCCGUCUGAUCACCCACCAGUCUGACGCAUCCACGGUGAAAAUCAUCGCCUCGGCAGACGACGUCAUGGCACAGCUAGAAGAGAGUCAGACCACUAUCAUGAGCAUCAAGGCAUCCCGCUACGCUGAGCCUAUCAAGUAUCUGAUAGAUGAAUGGGAGAGGAAGCUGAACCAGUUCUCGCAUACCCUGGAGGAGUGGGUCAUGUGUCAGAAGAGAUGGCUCUACCUGGAGCCUAUCUUCUCUGCUGGAGGGAUUCAGAGACAGCUCCCAGCGGAGGCCAAGGUGUUCCUGCAGGUGGAUCAAUCAUGGAAGGAGAUCAUGAGGAGGACAGAUGACAGGCCUAAUGCCCUGAGAGCAGCUACCGCCCCUGGGGUCCUGGAGAUGCUGCAGGCUGGCAACGUCCACCUGGAAAAAAUACAGAAGUGUCUGGAGGAUUAUUUUGAAUCCAAAAGAUCAGUUUUCGCAAGAUUCUACUUCCUCAGCAAUGAGGAACUGCUGGAUGUUCUGUCACAGAGCAAAAAUCACAACGCCAUUCAGCCUCAUCUUGUAAAAUGCUUCAGCAACAUCCGUCACCUGAACAUCCAGGAACAAGCUAGGAUUCACCAUGUGGUGGCAAGCAUACAUUCAGCCGAGGGUGAAACUGUGACCAUGCCAAAAAAUGUUCAAAUACGUGGGCCAGUGGAGCAAUGGAUGGGAAAUGUGGAAACAGCAAUGUACAACACAGUGAAAAGGCGCUUGAAGAUAGGAGUGUCAGAAUGGAAUCCUCAGAACUUUAAGAAAUGGGUCCUCUCUCACCCCGGACAGGUCGUUCUCACCGUGACCCAGAUCAUGUUCACUAAGGACUGCCAGGAAAGCUUCAGCAGUGAAAGGCAGCUGGAGGACAUGGUGGUGGUGAAGCAGCAGGUGAUCCACAAUGUGGAGGAGCUGGCUGACCUUGUGUCCGAGCCCCUGCCCUGUCACCAGCAGGCCACCCUAGAGGCCCUGCUCACAAUCCUGGUUCACUGUAGAGAUAUCCUCAGCCAUCUCCUCCAGAACCGCAUCACCAGUGUCGAUGACUUCGAGUGGACAAGGCAGCUUCAAUAUGUCUGGUAUGACAGCACCUCUCUGUGUUACGUGGUCCAUGCCCAGGCUUCCUUCAUGUAUGGCUACGAGUACCUGGGCUGUUCUCCUCGACUGGUCAUCACGCCGCUCACUGACCGAUGCUGGCUGACCCUCACCGGGGCCUUGAGCCUCCAUCUGGGGGGCGCGCCCGCCGGACCCUCUGGAACAGGCAAGACAGAGACCGUCAAGGACCUGGCCAAGGCGCUUGGAAAGUUCUGUUUAGUACUGAACUGCUCGGACAGUCUAGACUAUAAGAUGAUGGGGAAGCUGUUCUCUGGCAUGGUGCAGUCUGGUUCCUGGUGUUGUUUUGAUGAGUUUAACCGUAUCAACGUAGAGGUGUUGUCAGUCAUCGCUGCUCAGCUUCAGUCCAUUAAGGCUGCCAUGCAUAGCCACAGUUUACGGUUUAUGUUCGAGGGAAGAGAUAUCCGACUGAACGCCUCAUGUGGAUUCUUCAUCACCAUGAAUCCAGGUUGCAAAGGUCGAGUGGAUCUCCCUGACAACCUAAAGUCCCUGUUCCGGCCUGUCUCUAUGAUGGUACCUGACUUUGACCUGAUUGCUGAGAUCAUGUUGUUCUCUGAGGGCUUCAAAUCAGCCAAAUCACUGUCCAGGAAGAUCGUCAACCUCUACCAGCUCGCCAGCAAGCAGCUGUCUCAGCAGGACCAUUAUGAUUUUGGAAUGAGAGCCAUAAAGUCCGUGCUAGUUCUCGCUGGUCAGAAGAGAAGAUUCGCAGCGCUGUCGUGUGGCCUGACACCAGAGGACGAAUGCUGCGUUCUGAUCUGUGCUUUACAAAACUCUAACUUACCCAAGCUGGUUCCUGAGGACGUUCCUCUGUUUAAAAGCAUCAUGGAGGAUCUCUUCCCCGGCGUCAUCAAUCCCAAAACUAUCCAUCCUCAACUAGAGAUCGCCAUAGCUAAGGCUACAGAGAUUCUUGGAUUUCAACAAUGGCCAAAUCAAGCAGAGAAGGUUACACAGCUGUAUAGCCAGAUUUUGGCUCGAGGAGGGGUGAUGUUGAUUGGUCCUACCGGAGGAGGGAAGACAACAGUGAGACUCAUCCUGCAGCAUGCUCUACACCUGCUGCCCUCUCUGUCUGAAGUCCACAGGAGGACCAACGUCUUUAUGGAGUUGGCACCGAGUUCAGAGGUCCACGUGGAAAGCUUCACCAUCAACCCCAAGUGUGUGAGCUUUGGAGAGUUGUACGGUCAGGUAGACCCCAACACUCUGGAGUGGUCAGACGGCCUGUUCGCUUCUGCAGUCAGAACCUACGCUAAAGAACUCUUCGAACAAGACAACAAGACUUCCAAAGACAGCGAGAGCAGGAACACCUCUUCAGAUGUUUUGAGUGAAUCCACUACACCCUUACCUCCCAGCAGUUAUCAACAUAACUUCAUGGUUGACAACUGGCGUUGGAUCAUAAUGGAUGGCCCAGUGGAUAUCCUGUGGGUCGAGAACCUGAACACUGUGUUGGACGACAACAAGAUGCUGUGCCUGGUGAACGGAGAGAGGAUCAGCCUGCCAGAUGGUAUUAGGUUCCUGUUUGAAGUGGAUACUCUAAGCCAGGCCACCCCCGCUACCAUCAGCCGCUGUGCCAUGGUCUACAUGGAUCCAGUUGACCUGGGCUGGAAGCCGUACGUGAGGCGCUGGCUGUCCCAGCUGCCCAGACAGCUGAGCAGAGAGGGAAGGAACCACAUCCAGCAGCUCUUUGACAACAGCAUCACCCAGGGGCUGAACUUUGUCAAGAAGCACCAGAAGCUGCUCAACUUCCAGAUCCCGGAGAUGUCCACAGUCAUGACCGUCUGCAGCAUCCUGGGGGCUCUCAUUAACUUCAUGCAGGGGAAUGGUGGCCUGGGACUAAAUCUUGAGACAUUGUCAGAGGAAGACAUUGGGAAGACCUCUGCAGACAAUGAGUCCACAGGAAAAGGGGAGGAUAACAAAUGGUUUCUACAGAAAAACCCAGAAAAACUCACGAUUCUUCUUGGGAAGCUGUUUGUCUUUUCAUACGCCUGGGCAGUGGGAGGAGUCCUAAACCAUGUAGAUGACUAUGAUGAUUCACCAUCUGCUACUAAAGACAAAAGCUGUCACCUCGUCAAUGUUGCACACGCAUUCAAAAACCUGAUCCACAAGUUGUUUGAAGGCGCACCUUGCGGUGUGUCUUUACCAGCGGGGAAUCGUAUGAUCUUCAACUACUUUGUGGAUCUACAGACAGGUGCCUUCGUUCCCUGGGAUGAGUUGGUUCCUAGCACCGAGAGUCUUAUACGCAAAGGACUGAACACAUCCUCAGGUUCUGAAUCAUUGCAGUUGGGAGGAGCCCUGGGAGAGUCUAACACAACAGAUACCACCAGCUUUCUGAGAUCAGGCCCCAUCUGCAGCAAUGAUACUGUCCGCUACUCCUUUCUAAUGAGCCUGCUGCUGCUCAACAAACAACCAGUACUUCUCACAGGGGAUUCUGGAGUUGGAAAAACCAUUCUCAUCCAAAGCAUUCUAAAGAAACUACAGAGAGACGGAGGAGAAAUGGUGAAUCAAGGGACUAUGCUGGGACGAGUGUUUCUACACAACCAAUCCAAGACAGCCAGCCUGCUGGAGGAUGUUAACCUGCUGACAGCUGUGUUUGGGGGAGAUGCAGAUAAGUCUACAGACGGUGAUUCAUUAAGUGGCUUGUUAAGCAGCAUGCCGUUUGGAGUGUUGCACAGGAUGCGUAGUCCCAGCCAUACCUCAGAAUCCUCAGGAAUCCUGACCUGCACCCUCCAGUGCACUGCUCGUACAACCACUGCCUACAUACAGGCACACAUGUUACAAAACCUUGUCAAGAAAGGCAAAAAUAACCUUGGUGCACCCAAAAAUAAGUCUGUCUUGGUGUUUGUAGAUGAUUUGAACAUGCCAACACUUGAUAGUUAUGGCGCCCAGCCUUCCAUGGAGUUUAUUCGCCAGUUCAUCGAGCUCCAGGGAGUAUUUGAUGCCAAGACUCUCACCUGGAAGGGCAUCCAGGAUGUGACUCUGUGUGCAGCCUGUGCCCCUCCGGGUGGGGGCCGUCAGAGCCUCAGCCCCCGUCUGCUAAGACACUUCUCUGUCCUGCUGCUGCCACACCCCUCUAGCAACACCAUGCAACACAUCUUCCAGGUCCAACUCGGGAAGUUCUUUGGUAUCAGAGAUUUCUCCAAGGAGGUGCGUAAAUGCAGAGAGGCCUUGGUGUCUGCCUCCAUCACUGUCUACAAUGAGAUGUGUCAACGUAUGAUGCCCACUCCAGCCAAAUACCACUACACAUUUAACCUCCGAGACCUGUCCAAGGUGGUCCAGGGCCUGAUGCAGGCCAGCGACUCUGAGCUGAACUCAGAGGAGGCUGCAGCCUACCUGUUUUCCCACGAGACCUCCAGAGUGUUCCACGACCGCCUGGUCAACGAGCAGGACAGAGAACUGUUCUUUCAGAUACUGUCCAACGAGCUGCACAGUUACUUCAAGGUGUCCUGGCCACCAGAGGAGCUGAUGAGAGAACCCAUAGCAUUCGGAGACUUCCUGGAUAUGAGCAUCCCAACUGCUUCUAGGAUCUAUAAGCACCUGCCAGAGUUGAAGAAGAUCCAGGCUGUACUGGAGGAGUGUCACGCUAGUCAUGGAAGGAAAGCCUCUCAGUUACCCAUGGUGUUUUUCAGGGAGGCAGUGGAACACAUCACUAGAGCCGCCCGGGUCUUCAGAUUGAAGGGAGCACACAUGAUGCUGAUUGGACUGGAUGGCACAGGGAAGGAGGAGUGUGUGACUCUGGCCUGUCAUGUGUCUGGAAGCCAUCUCUACAGGCUGUCUGUCUGCCGGAACUGCAGCUACUCAGACUUCAGAGAUGACCUCAAGAGGGUGUUCAGACAGGCCGGGAUCCAACGUAAAAACACUGUGCUGCUCAUCACUGACUCAGACAUUGUCAAGGAGUCAGUCCUUGAGGAUCUGAACUGCAUUCUGAAAUAUGGUGAUGUCCCUGGCCUGUUUGACAACGAUGAGAUUGAUUCAAUCACUGUGGAUCUCAAGUCAACCAUGGAGAGCUCUAUCGGUGAAAAUAGAGAGGAGAUGUACUCUUAUUUCAUAGAGCAAGUUCAUCAGAGACUACACAUCGUCCUGGCCCUGAGCCCUGCUGGGAUGCGUCUGAGACAGUACUGUUGGGCCCACCCGGCCCUGCUCUCCUGUUGUAACAUAGACUGGUACAGUGAGUGGUCUAAAGAUGCUCUGCUGCAGGUAGCCAACAGCACCUACAUCAACUCUGACCACUUUGACUGGCUCGGACAGGUCCUGCAGAACAAGGUAGCCAGAGUGUGUGUGGAUAUCCACCAGAGCUCAACCCAGAUGGCUGCUCAGUAUCUGCAGGAGAUGAGAAGGCCCUACUACAUAGUCCCCAGCACUUUCAUCGAGUACAUAGACACCUUCACCAAGAUGUGUCGUUCAGAGGGGUCUAAGCUCCAUAAUGUCAGAGAUCGUUUUAGUAACGGACUCUCUAUAUUAUCUGAGGCAACAUCUCUAGUCACUGUCAUGCAAGAUGAACUUCUAGCUCUAGGCCCACAGAUAGAGGAGAAGUCAAAGGAAAUAGAGAUAUUGAUGGGUAAACUGAAAGAGGAUUCUCAAGCUGUGGAACAAGUCCGAGCCAUCGUCAAAAUCGAAGAAGACAUGAUGGUGCAAGAAACACGGAUCGUUCAUGAAUAUGCAGAGGAUGCCACGGCAGAUUUGAAUAAAGUUUUGCCUCUGCUGGAGAAAGCAGUUUCAGCUUUAGAUGCUCUGCAAAAGAGCGAUAUUUCAGAAAUAAGAGUAUACACCAAGCCUCCAGAACUGGUCCUGACAGUGAUGCAUGCAGUCUGCAUUCUGCUACAGCAGAGGCCUGACUGGACUACAGCUAAACAGCUGCUAGGAGACCCUGGCUUCCUCAAGAGACUGGUCAGCCUGGACAAAGACAGCCUGCCAGAGAAGGUGUUUCUGAAGUUGAGGAGGUAUUCUAAGUGUCCUGACUUUAACCCUGCCAAGGUGGGCAUGGUGUCUAUAGCCUGUCGUUCUAUGUGCCUCUGGGUGCUGGCUUUGGAGCACUACCAUGAAGUGUACAAGAUAAUUGAGCCCAAACGGAACAAAGUCAACGUGGCCCAAGCAGCAUUAGUGAAAUCAGAAUCUAAUCUGAUGAAAAAGCAGAAAAGACUAUCGAAGAUCGAGGAGCAUCAGAAAGCUUUGGAGGACCGCUACGAUGCCAGUGUGUCUGAGAGACAGGAGCUGGGGAGACGUAAAGAGAGGACCACGAACAGAGUGCAGAGAGCUGCUUCACUCAUAUCAGCCCUGUCUAAUGAAAAGGAUCGCUGGGAGAAGGCAGUGUGUGACCUGGACAACAAGCUGCAGCACAUAGUGGGUGACGUCAUGGUUUCUUCAGCGUUCAUCACGUACUGUGGACCUCUGACGGCCGACUACCGUAAAGCCAUGGUGAAGAAGUGGCUGGACUUCUGCCACAACAUGGAGAUCCCUGUCUCUCCUCAGUACACCUUCACCUCAGCCAUGACUGAGAAGAACCAGGUGAGACACUGGCAGAACACAGGCCUGCCACCAGAUCAGAACUCCACAGAGAAUGCUUUGAUCGUGAAGAACGGUCCCCACUGGCCCCUGCUGAUCGACCCCCAGGGCCAGGCCACCAGGUGGAUAAGCUCUAUGGAGGGCGUCAGGCUCAGGAAGAUGCUGGCCUCAGACCCCAACUAUAUGAAGACAGUGGAGAGGGCCAUUCGCAUGGGGGACGCUGUCCUUAUUCAGGAUGUUCUUGAGAACAUAGAUCCCUGUCUUCAGCCAAUCCUGAUCAAGAACCUUACAAUACGUGACGGUCAAUCAUUCAUCAAAAUUGGAGACACUGAAAUUGAGUACAAUCCCAACUUUAGGCUCUACCUGGCCACCUGUCUGCCCAACCCCCACUUCCUCCCGGCAGUGUGUGUCCUGGUGAAGCUGAUCAACUUCUCAGUAGAGUACGAGUGUCUGCAGGAGCAGCUGCUGUCCAGCGCGGUGUCUCUGUAUCAGCCAGAGCUAGAGCUGCACCACAACCAGCUCCUCCACACUAUUACUGCUGACCUGUUCAGCCUUCACGAGCUGGAGAACAGGUCCCUGCUGCUGCUGCAGGACACCCAGGGACACAUAUUGGACGACCAGGACCUUGUUGAUAACCUGAAAAAGUCCAAGGUCACCUCCAAUGAGAUCUCCGUGCGAGUUGAGACGGCUAAGGACAAGGAGAAGGAGAUCGACGAGGUCCGCAAGAAGUACCUCCCUAUCGCUAACCGUGGUGCAGACCUGUAUUUUGUCCUGGCCGACCUCACCCAGAUCAACUACAUGUACCAGUUCUCCCUGGACUGGUUCAAUGACAUGUAUGUGAAAGCUUUGCAGGUGGCUACGGAAGGCCAGGAGUGGCCCACCCUGGACGUGUCCAUGCCUGUGACGGGCACCCUGUGCCCGGCUGGAGCUAAAAGCCUGAGGAGGGCUGUGGUGGUGCCUGGAACAUGUGCUCCCAACAUGGGGGACUUUAACCUUCGUCUCCUCAAGAUGAUGAACACCAUCACUGAGAGUAUAUACAAGGAAGUGUCCCUGGCCCUGUUUGUGGACGACCAGGUGGUUUUCUCCUUCCUGAUGUGUUGUAACAUCAUGAAGACCAACAAGCACAACAUGAUAGUGGGCAGCACUGAUUUCCUGCCUGCUGAAGAGUGGAAGAUAUUCCUACACUCUGCUGUGCUGGCCAGCAUGAUGGACUCAAAGAGAGCCGAACAGGAGGAAGGGGAGCUCCUGGGCGAGCGUCCGGACCACCCGUGGCUGACAGACAGCAUGUGGGCACAGUGCCAGUACCUGUGUGCCCACCUGCCCUGCUUCGCCACCCUCUACAAGUCCAUCCAGACCAACCGUUUGCAGUGGGAACUGUUCCAGCAGGCUAGGAACCUCUAUGAGUUCCUCAGUGAGCCCUACACUGGACACGCUGGUUCUGGUACUGAAGGAGAGUCAUCCCAGUCAGCAGCAGCCUCGAAGGACAGGCAUCUCCCCAAGUGUGUCCACAUCUUCCCCUGGGAGAGCCUCUCAGGCUUCCAGAAGAUCAUCUUGGUGAAGAUCCUGAGGCCUGAGUGUCUGAACACGGCAGUGAAAGCCUUUGUCAUAGAGAAGAUGGGUUCUAAGUACCUGGAGGUUGGAAAGAUCUCCCUGAGAGAGGUGUAUGAGCGCUGCUCUGCCAAUGUGCCCAUCGUAUUCCUCCUCUCCCCUGGCAUGGACCCAGCUUCCCUCCUGGUGCGUCUGGCCCAGGAGCUGAGGGGUAGCAGCCUGCACCUGGACAUGGUGUCUCUGGGUCAGGGCCAGGGCCCCAGGGCAGAGGAGCUCAUUUACAAGGCCCAGGUCCUCAAGGGCCGCUGGGUUUUCCUGCAGAACUGCCACCUGGCCGCCUCCUUCAUGCCCAGACUGCAGACUGUCGUCAACUCGUUGAAGUGGAAAGGCUCAGACCUGGACCCUCACUUCCGUCUGUGGCUGUCCUCUAAACCAGACCCAGUGUUCCCUGCCUCCAUCCUGCAGAGAGCCAUUAAGAUAGCUGUGGAGCCUCCUCGAGGUCUGAAGGAGAAGCUCCUCCACACCUUCAGUCCCAGUGGAGAGGUGACCGAGAGGAGCUUCUGUAAAAUGGACUGCAGCCCAGCCUGGAAGACUUUGCUCUUCAGCCUCUGCUUCUUCAACGCCAUCGUGCAGGAGAGAAAGAAGUACGGCCCUCUGGGGUGGAACAUACCCUACACCUUUACAUCUUCUGACCUGGAGGUGUCCAUGCUGAACCAGGAGAGUCUCCUGCGGGCUGCGGAAGGUUCCGAGCUGCCAUGGGCGGCCCUACGCUACCUGACGGGUGAGGUGAUCUACGGAGGGCGUGUCACCGACCCCUGGGACCGCCGAUGCCUGCUUACCAUUCUCCACCGCUGCUAUACCUCCUCGGUCCUGCAGGACGGACACAGCUUCUGUCAGGCUCAGGGCUACCCUCCCUUCCCUAAAGACGCCAGCUGGCCCCAGUGUAGAGCCUACAUAGAGAACAUGCCCGACAAGGACCUGGCAGAGGUGUUUGGCAUCGACAGCAGUGCAGAGACGUUGAUACUGCAGAACCAGACCCAGCAGCUGCUGCACACCAUCGUCAACCUGCAGCCCAGGCUCUCUGAUAGCAGCCUGCUGGUCAGCGACAGACAGUGCCAAGAUAGCGUAGUUCUGAGGAUGGCCAUGAACAUCCUGAAGAAACUACCAGAGACAGUGGAGGUUGAUCGUGUCACAGAGAAAACACUAUUCCUCAGAGACAUCAUCGCCAAAGUCAACUUUGCAGAAUCAUCUUCCUCUGACCAGGGUGAGAGAUGCACAGCCUCGGCCUCCUCUGCCCUGCUGGUGAUCCUGCGACAGGAGAUUGACCGGUUUAACUACCUCCUCUGUGUGGUGCGCUCCAGCCUCCUUUCCUUCUCUGCCUCUAUCAGAGGAGAGGUGCUGAUGAGUGAGGCUCUGGAGGAGGUCUACACUGCCCUGCUCACCAUGAUCGUACCAUCAGACUGGAAGCACUGCUCGUACGAGUCGUGCAUGGCUCUGGGUUCUUGGAUCCAGGACCUGGAACAGAGAGUGUGGUUCUUCAGAGCCUGGGCAGACAACAUCAAGAUCAACCUUAUAGAAAAGAUACCUAUUAUUAGUGGAGGAGUCUACUCUCUGAACCGUCCACCUAAGACUGACCUGCAGCAGAGCCUCAAGAACAGGAAGCCUCGCUCCUACUGGCUCUCUGGGUUCUUCUUUCCACAAGGUUUUCUGACAGCUGUUCUCCAGAACAGUGCUCGACAGAAGAACGUGCCUGUAGACUCUCUGUCUUUCACCUAUCAUGUUCAACCCAUGGAUGAGAGCUCCAGCAACUGGAGCAAAGUGGCAGACAAAACUAAACUCCUUUUUGAGGGCCCAGCUCCACCAGAUGAGGGCGUGUUGGUGUAUGGGCUGUACCUUGACGGAGCCAGCUGGGACCCUGUCUCUCACACCCUGCAGGAGCUUCAGCACAACAUCAAACACUGCCCUGUGCCUGAGAUACACUUCCUACCCUGCCAGGUCUCGGAGGAUGCUGUGGCCGUGCCUACUACAGAGUCUCCUGGGGACCUCCAGUUCUAUGACUGUCCCCUGUACCGUACCUUCAAGCGGGCAGGCUUCCUCUCCUCCUCAGGCAUCUCUACCAACUUCAUCACAUCCGUGUCUCUACCCACCUUGGAGUGUCCUACUCACUGGGUAUUCAGGGGCACUGCCCUCCUCUGCCAACCUAAUGAAUGAACAAACUCAAUACCAACUGUUUACACUACAGCUAUGAGUGAACUCAUUACCAACUGUUUACACUACAGCUAUGAGUGAACUCCUUACCAACUGUUUACACUAAAGCUAUGAGUGAACUCAUUACCAACUGUUUACACUACAGCUAUGAGUGAACUCAUUACCAACUGUUUACACUACAGCUAUGAGUGAACUCAUUACCAAAUAAAGACUGUUUCAAAGUAAGGACUGUGAAACCUGAAAUACUUUUAAAAAUGUUUAUUUUCUCAUUUUCGAAACACUGAAAAUGUCUCAAGUAUCGUUUGAACAUAUUUUGUUGCCAUACCUACUUACACACCAGACCAACAUGACAAAGUCGCCCACUGGAACACAUUAUUGAAAGAACAAGUACUCAGUUCCACAAAUAACAGAAAGCUAUUUUCUCAUUGACUGGGCACACAGCGAUAACCAGCAGUACUCAAGUAGUUCUCUGUGUUUCCUCAGGAGUUAUAUGUCUUCGUUUGUCACACUCUGACCAUGAUUUGCUUGUUUCUAUGUUUUGUUUGGUCAGGGUGUGAUAUGAGUGGGCAUUCUAUGUUGUAUGUCUAGUUUGUCUAUUUCUAUGUGUUUUGGCCUGAUAUGGUUCUCAAUCAGUGGCAGGUGUUUGUCGUUGUCUCUGAUUGGGAACCAUAUUUAGGUAGCCUGUUUUGUAUUGUGGUUGGUGGGUUAUUGUCUAUGUGAUGUUGCAUGUUAGCAUUCAGUUUCGAUCGCGGUCACAUUAGUUUCGUUAUUUUCUUUAGUGUACUU